GGCCCUUUCCACCGGUCCAGGGAGGGGACGGCGGGACAGGCGGGACCGGUGGGACCGGCGGGAGGGCGGACCGGGCGGGGACAUGGCCGCUGCGCCCGGAGGGUCUGCGCCGCCCGCCGGCCCCGGCCCGCGCUUGGGUUUCAGCACCGCGGACAGCGGCGUCGGCCUGAGCGGGCUAAACCCCGGUCCCGCCGUGCCCAUGAAGGACCACGACGCCAUCAAGCUCUUCGUGGGGCAGAUCCCGCGGGGCUUGGACGAGCAGGACCUCAAGCCGCUGUUCGAGGAGUUCGGCCGCAUCUACGAGCUGACGGUGCUGAAGGACCGGCUCACCGGCCUCCACAAAGGCUGUGCCUUCCUCACCUACUGCGCCCGGGACUCUGCUCUCAAGGCCCAGAGUGCACUGCACGAGCAGAAGACCCUGCCAGGGAUGAAUCGUCCGAUCCAAGUGAAGCCAGCUGCCAGUGAGGGCCGAGGAGAGGAUCGAAAACUGUUUGUGGGGAUGCUGGGUAAGCAGCAGGGUGAGGAGGACGUUCGACGCCUGUUCCAGCCCUUCGGUCAUAUCGAGGAGUGCACCGUCCUGAGGAGCCCAGAUGGCACCAGUAAAGGCUGUGCCUUUGUGAAGUUCGGGAGUCAAGGGGAAGCCCAGGCGGCCAUCCAGGGUCUGCACGGCAGCCGGACCAUGGCGGGCGCCUCGUCUAGCCUCGUGGUCAAGCUGGCGGACACGGACCGGGAGCGCGCGCUGCGGCGGAUGCAGCAGAUGGCAGGCCAGCUGGGCACCUUCCACCCCACGCCGCUGCCGCUCGGGGCCUGUGGCGCUUACACCACGGCAAUCCUGCAGCACCAGGCGGCCCUGCUGGCGGCGGCGCAGGGCCCGGGCCUAGGCCCGGUGGCCGCAGUGGCGGCACAGAUGCAGCACGUGGCGGCCUUCAGCCUGGUGGCGGCGCCGCUGUUGCCCGCGGCAGCAGCCACCUCCCCGACAGGCGGCGGCCCUGGCACGCUUCCUGGUCUUCCGGCGCCUAUUGGCGUCAAUGGAUUCGGCCCCCUUACCCCCCAGACCAACGGGCAGCCGGGCUCCGACACACUCUACAAUAACGGGCUCUCCCCUUACGCAGCCCAGAAUCCCCUGGCUGACCCCCUGCAGCAGGCCUACGCUGGGAUGCACCACUACGCAGCAGCCUAUCCGUCGGCCUAUGCCCCAGUGAGCACAGCUUUUCCCCAGCAGCCUUCAGCCCUGCCCCAGCAGCAGAGAGAAGGCCCCGAAGGCUGUAACCUCUUCAUCUAUCACCUGCCUCAGGAGUUUGGUGAUGCGGAACUUAUACAGACAUUCCUGCCCUUUGGAGCCGUUGUUUCUGCCAAAGUCUUUGUGGAUCGAGCCACCAACCAGAGCAAGUGUUUUGGGUUUGUUAGUUUUGACAAUCCAACCAGUGCCCAGACUGCUAUCCAGGCCAUGAAUGGCUUUCAAAUUGGCAUGAAGAGGCUCAAGGUCCAGCUAAAGCGGCCCAAGGAUGCCAACCGGCCUUACUGAUCUGCUCUCAUUGACCAGCCACAGAAAGCAGAAAAUGAAGAGUGAGAAGAAAGGAAAGGAAAAGCACAGAAAUGCUUGAGCAGCCCUUCCUGAAGGAGCAGCUGCUGAUGGAGGUGGAUCCGACCCAUGGCUGGGGCCUGGGCCCCAGGCCACUUUAGGGAUUGUUUCUUACAAGUGGGUUGUUCUGUGCCUGGGGCAAAGAGCUCAGGCUGCCAGGGCAACUGGGGCUGACUGAGGAUUGACUGUCCAGGGGAACCAGCAGAGGACCUUGGGGGUGCCACGGGCUUUCCAACAGGGAAGCCCAGAUUUACUUCUUUCAAAAUCAUAUCAUUCCUUAGAGUUUAGGGACCAAAGGACUAUUGCUUUUUUAAAAAUAUAUAUAUAUAUCUAUAUAAAUUAAAAAAAACACACAAACAGCAACAAAAAAGAGAAACACAAAUGACAGUGUAGAGUCUCAUAAAAGCUGCCUUUAAAUAUCCCUAGGAGACAGGGUGAAGGAGACCCUCGGAAGUCUCAGCCUAGGCCGAAGGAGGCUGUGGAAAGAUUGUUCUGUGUCUCAUUCCCUCUUGAACCCCCUCCCCACUUGCCCUUUUAAAAAUAAUUAAGGACUUGAGGUCUAGACUCAUAUGCAGGUAAUGAGAGAGCUAUGGAAGCAGUGAACCCACACCCCACAAUUCCCAAACUCAGAGAGGACCCCUGAAGAGGCCGCAGGGGGUGCUCUGGCCUGGCCUGGCCAUUAUCACCCUGAGAGUUCCCCUUAGCUAGCAGAAAUGGGAAGCUGCCCUUCUUUCUUGAUGGCCUUUCCCAAAGUGGAAUCACAGCUUCCCCAGGCAGGAAGAAAGAAGGAGUUUUGGCCACCCCAGCCUUCCCCUUCCCAGUCCAGAUAGACAGAGACCCUGCCUUUGGCUGAGCCGAGACACCUCCUGUUUCCCCUCACCUUGAGCUAGCCCCAGCGUCCCCUUGCUCCAGGCCACCUUCUGUCUCUAAGUUUGCCCACCUGUAAAGUAGAGUCAGGAUAUAUGUAGAGGGCUGUGACAACAGACUUGGAAGGUUUGCUACUGUAUAUACUGCCAUUGAGAAGGGGAUAAUUUUCAAUAUGUAGAAGCUUCAGAAUUAGAGGUCCCUCUUUACCCAGGACCUGAAAGGGAAGUAGAUGUUUUGCCAAAAUACUUCUUCAUUCCUUUAAAAAGUACAUCUUUCCUAUGCAAGAGUGUCUCACAUGUGCUUAUCCAAGGUGCUUCUAGAUGGUGAGCAGUGUUCAGCUUAGAAGUGGUGUGUGCUCUGUCUGUCUGUCUUUGUCUGUCUGUUGUAUACAGUGGGUGCCAUAUAAAGCUGAUCAUUGGUGGUGCUUCCUGCCUGCUUCUGUGAGAUGGGCAAAAGAUCCAGCUUAGAACACCAUGAUUCACCUUGCCUUGGUCAGUCUUUCCUGGGCCUGCAGGGCCUUGUGUAUAUUUUUCCCAAGAGGAUAACUUCUUCUCUACCCCACAGAGAUGAACCAACUUAGUCUGGGGCCCCAGCUGGGUGGUGGGCACUCCAAUUCCCAGAUGCUGCUGCGAGGCUGGAGGCCUCUGAUCUAUAUCACAUCAGAUAGUAAAGAAGGCUGGG
Molecule: messenger RNA, 3130 nt
Organism: Loxodonta africana (African savanna elephant)
Lineage: Eukaryota; Metazoa; Chordata; Mammalia; Proboscidea; Elephantidae
Gene: CELF6
Product: CUGBP Elav-like family member 6
Exons: 13
Coding region: 83-1525 (480 amino acids)
Biological process (GO): regulation of alternative mRNA splicing, via spliceosome; mRNA splice site recognition
Cellular component (GO): cytoplasm; nucleus; ribonucleoprotein complex
Molecular function (GO): mRNA binding
Source: RefSeq, a predicted model, not a curated record